GUUCCUACCUGCAGUAGGUUGGCAUCGCUGCGGCCGCGCGGCGACACGAACGCACGCACCAUUUUUUUAAAUCGAAUUUUCGUUCGGAAAUUAUGGUAGCGAAAAAGUUUUACUGAAUGAAGUUACUUUAAUAUUUACGUGUAAUGUUUUCUAAUAAACCUAAGUAUUUUUUAUAUAAAUAAUUUAUUUUUAAAUGUGGUUCAGUGAAAGUGGACGCUAUGCAAAUUAUUAUAUCGACUUUUUUCGUGCUCGCGCUUAUGCAAGCCCCUGAACUUACUAGCGGAGAUCAAGACUUCGGUUAUGACGGAGUUAGCGGUCCCCUACACUGGGGUGAGCGGUACCGCGAGUGCGCGGGCAAGCACCAGAGUCCCAUCAACAUCAACGUCCUGAGAGUCAAGCAGGUCUCCCUACCUGACAUACAGUUCGUCGGCUUCGAUGACUCUAUUGACGGAGUGCAUGUCACCAAUAAUGGGCAUACAGUCCUCAUCGAGGUGGAGAACGAGCCGCACCCGCGCGUCCGCGGCGGCCCACUCGAGGGGGACUACGUGUUCAGCCAGAUGCACUUCCACUGGGGGGACAACGACACGCUGGGGUCAGAGGACAAGAUCAACCAUCGGAGUUUCCCCAUGGAGCUCCACAUGGUGUUCUUUAAGGAGGAAUACAAAUCACCACAAGAAGCCGUGAAGCACCCUGACGGGCUCACAGUCCUGGCAUUCUUCUACGAGCUGGACCGCCACUACCACCCAGCCUACGAUGACAUCACCGCGGCGCUCGGCAACGUGACCGAGCUCCACGCGUCCGUCACCAUGGACCACCCCUUCUCCUUCCUCAACAUCCUGCCGUAUGACCUGAGGCGGUACUUCACGUAUCGGGGGUCGCUGACCACGCCGCCGUGUUCGGAGGUCGUGAUAUGGUUGGAUUUCGAGCAGCCGGUUAGGUUGGCGCAUGAUCAGAUAGAGGCGUUCAGAGAGCUCCGUUCAGCGCACGGCAAGAUCAAACACAACUUCAGGCCGAUCCAGCCAAUAGGAGACCGAGUGGUCUUCUACAACAUAGACAAUAGCUACUUCAACUACAACGAGGUCGACGACCCCGAUGAUGACGUCACCACACAGAGGCCGUCGCGAAGAAAACAUGGCCGCCACAAUGGCGCCAUUAAAAACAAAUCCAGUGUUGCCAUCAUUAGUGUAUUGUUUGUAGCUGUUUGUUAUUUAUUAAAGUAGUUUGUAGAUUAUUUCGUGCGUCCUUUUUCAUUGUUAUUUAAGUUAAAAGGAUAUUCGUGACCGUAUGUAUAUAACGAUAGCAUUACGGAAUCACGCCAUAAUUUCAUGUUGAUGUAAAGUUCGUGAUAUGAGUUUCAAGCAUUUUUACUGUACAUUGUAAGGCCGUUAUUGGUAAUUAUUAUAAAUAAUUAUUAACCAGUGUGCAGAUACUACAUAAUCAGUUUUCCGAUAACAUACAAGUUGUGUUUGUAUUUGUUGAAUGUUCUGUGAUAUUAUGAAAACAAAUAUUUAUAAUGAUUCUGUUGUGAAUGAAAUAAAUAUUUUUCAAGAGUGAA
Messenger RNA from Plutella xylostella (diamondback moth), 1555 nucleotides. Its product is annotated as putative carbonic anhydrase 3. Gene Ontology annotation, molecular function: zinc ion binding; carbonate dehydratase activity. NCBI's taxonomy places the organism in Eukaryota, Metazoa, Arthropoda, Insecta, Lepidoptera, Plutellidae. The record is from RefSeq and is a predicted model, not a curated record. Gene Ontology annotation, cellular component: cytoplasm.